Messenger RNA from Erythranthe guttata (spotted monkey flower), 943 nucleotides. RefSeq names its product Ribosomal protein L10 family protein. The record is from RefSeq and is a predicted model, not a curated record. Gene Ontology annotation, molecular function: RNA binding. Lineage: Eukaryota; Viridiplantae; Streptophyta; Magnoliopsida; Lamiales; Phrymaceae. Gene Ontology annotation, biological process: ribosomal large subunit biogenesis; nuclear-transcribed mRNA catabolic process; rRNA processing. Gene Ontology annotation, cellular component: preribosome, large subunit precursor; nucleolus.
GCGUCAGAGUGAACAACAAUUAGGGUUUUAGACUUUGGUUCAAAUUCUUAAACCUACCAAUUGUUCACCCCUCUCUCCUCUGCUCGCUGACAGUUUCUCGCCGGAGAUGCCGAAAUCAAAGCGCAAUAGGCCAGUGACGCUAUCGAAGACGAAGAAGAAGGGGAGAGAGCAUAAAGAAACCGUAGUGAAUUCGAUACGUGAUGCUGCGGAGAAGUUCGAUUCGGUCUACGUUUUCACUUUCGAGAACAUGAGGAAUCUCAAGUUCAAGGAGUUCAGAGACCGCCUCAAGUCCUCCAGCAGAUUCUUUCUAGGAUCAAACAAAGUUAUGCAGGUUGCUCUGGGUAAGACUGCUGCCGAUGAGAUCAAAUCGGGUCUUCACAAGAUUUCGAAGGUUCUACAUGGAGAUUCAGGACUUUGUUUCACUAGCUUGCCUAAAGAAGAAGUGAUAAGAUUAUUUGGUGAAUACGAAGAUUAUGAUUUCGCUAGGACUGGGAGUACUGCAGCAGAAACGGUGGAGCUGAAAGAAGGUCCUCUCGAUCAGUUCACUCAUGAGAUGGAACCCUUCUUGCGCAAGCAAGGAAUGCCUGUUCGGUUAAACAAAGGUGUUGUAGAGCUUGUAUCAGACUAUACUGUAUGCGAAGAAGGAAAACAUUUAUCACCAGAGUCAGCUCGCAUACUGCGUCUAUUGGGAAUUAAGAUGGCUACGUUCAAACUACAUUUGAUAUGUAGAUGGAGCCCAGAGGACUUCGAAGUUUACAGAGAAGGGUUGGAAGAUUCCGAUAUUGAAUCUUCGUAGGUUUCAUUACUGGAAACAAAACUCUUUGGAAGAAAGAUUUGUGCAUCCUCAAGUUUUGACAUUAUUAUAUUAUGAGGGCGGAUAUUCGUUGUCGUGAAAGAUUUUGUAAGAUGGUUAAGUAAUCGAUUUUUCUCUUUACAGUCUUUA